Trichosporon asahii var. asahii CBS 2479 is the source of this 813-nucleotide messenger RNA. RefSeq names its product nucleus protein. Gene Ontology annotation, biological process: DNA damage response; protein dephosphorylation. The record is from RefSeq and is a predicted model, not a curated record. Lineage: Eukaryota; Fungi; Basidiomycota; Tremellomycetes; Trichosporonales; Trichosporonaceae. Gene Ontology annotation, cellular component: protein phosphatase 4 complex; nucleoplasm. Bases 1 to 813 code for a protein of 270 amino acids. Gene Ontology annotation, molecular function: protein phosphatase activator activity. The transcript has 2 exons.
AUGACCAACAACCAUUUCAUCCAUCGCAACUUUGCUAAGAACGGCGUAACCAAGGCCAUCUUAGACCUUGUGGACCGAGAAACCAGCAGAGAUACCAUGUUGAGUUCGGCGUGUCUGGACACCCUGGAACUCAUCCGAAAGGAGAACAUGAAGCCGAUCAUCAUGGACAUGUUCGACAAGUACGAACCGAUCAUGACGCGAUUGGCUGAACGACCAUUCGUCAGGGCUUACGCCCAUGGCCUACGAACACGAUGGGAGCAGUACAAGGAGCCGCCACCACCGCCACCGGCUCAGGUCGUUGAACAGGAGAAGACCCGCUCCGCUGCCGAGGAAGAGGAGGCUUGGUUUAUCCAGUCCGAUGAAGAAGACGCCGAUGCCGAUGGGUCAGGGAGCCCGCAGGUGCCGUCCAAGCGUAAGCGGCUCCUGCAAGCUGGACCUUCCUCCAAGCGACAGCUUUCCUCUAAGGCGGGUGGCCUCGGUCUGGACUAUGACGAUGCCUCAGACAGCGAGGGCUCCGCCGACGAAAGUCCGAAGCAGCCGCCUCCGGCGGAGAACGGGCAUGAAGAGGACGCUCUCUCGGAUGUCAUGCUCAAGGCGCGAGCAAAGCGGGAGCGCGAAGAGCAGGAGAAUGAAGAGGAAGGCGCGUUUGCCAACCUUUUGGCGGGCAAGAAGCCUCCAGGAGAGGCGGGCGAUUCGUCCAAGGCGCCCACGAGCGAGGCCAGCUCAUCAGCAGAUGCGACCGAUGGUGACAGCCCAGAGAAAAAGAUCAAGCUGAGCCUAGGCAGCCUAGGCAAGAAGCUCGGCGGACAGUGA